Haemonchus placei is the source of this 939-nucleotide messenger RNA. NCBI's taxonomy places the organism in Eukaryota, Metazoa, Nematoda, Chromadorea, Rhabditida, Trichostrongylidae. The record is from the annotation of a GenBank genome assembly.
AUGUUCACAGUACGACCCCCAGACGUGCUCGUUUUGAUAACGGCAUCACUUCUAAACACUACGGCCAAGGGAGGAGUUUCAAGAACAAUAUCACAGACCGUAAAAUUAUUAUCAUUAUCGCAAGUACCAGAACCCAUGUUGGCAUGCCUCAUAACCAUGUUCCCGACGCUCGCCAGCUCUACAUCGGAGACACAAAUGUGUCCUCACGUCAAAUGCCCCAGCGAUGCGAACCCAGCGUUAUCCGGCGGUCAAAGCAUUAUGUCCGUGCUUGAGCGGUCAUCAGGGAUCCCCAAGGCAGCUUUAGUGACUACUUUUAGAGCCCACCCAGCUCUUAACGAGCUACCAUAUCUUCUCUCCUACGGUGGCUCAUUGCUCAGCGGAGUGACAGCGAGGGAACGACGCUUGCCUCUAGACCGUGUCAAGUUCCCAAAUCCUCACGUUCCAUUUGCUUUGAUCAAUGUCGAAGGAAACUCAGUACGGGCUCCUACGCGUUCCCAUCUUAACGACGAGGAAGCGGAAUUUUGCGUCUCGCUAAUGGACCACUUACUACAACAUGGUCUCCAACCUAGUCAGCUGUGCGAAGUCACCUUUUAUCGCGGACAAUUUCAACUACUAGCUGACUUCGCAUCGGAGCGAAACAUCGAAAUCGCCACAGUAGAUUCUAUUCAGGGACGAGGAACCGAGGUGGUCAUCCUCUUAACCACGCGCAUUGGCUUAAAACCCGAAACCGCCACUUUCAUUGAUGAUCCUCUUCGCCUGAACGUAGCAAUUACACGUUGCAGAAGCGGCCAAUUCAUCCUCGGUCAUGUACCCACCCUUCGAACCCUACCCAACUGGGAAAUGUUGGUCAAGUGGGCUGAUCGGCUAAAUGCCGUCGUCCCCUCUACCCGCCUGAACGAUCUAUUCUCAAUCUACGGAACCCUCCAGGAUCUCCACUGA